This is a messenger RNA of Bursaphelenchus xylophilus (pine wood nematode), 350 nucleotides long. The record is from the annotation of a GenBank genome assembly. NCBI's taxonomy places the organism in Eukaryota, Metazoa, Nematoda, Chromadorea, Rhabditida, Aphelenchoididae.
AUGGGUUGUGCACAUUCAGUGUCCUACCACAAAUCUGAACAAGCCCUUUUCAUCAAGGAUAUGCCUGUCCACAAACUCUUGCCUCAAUCCGCCGAUGUUUUCGCUGAUCUGGAGACUGAUAACGAUAUGAAAGGACAGAUUGCAGUUGAUCAUAUUUUUGUGAACACCCGGUAAGGGAGUAUAAUAUUUACGACGGCUCUUUCAGAGAUGCUUAUGGACAGCCCUCGGUGGAUUUGGAAUCUCAGAACAUUGAUUGGGCCAACCAAUACAACAUCGUCUUCUCCGAUCGACCUUCUCCUUAUGACUUCCCGGCCUUUGCUGAUGAAAAAUGUAAAAGUAAAAAUAUGUGA